AUGGGUCGUAAAAAGCAGAAGAUAUGGAAACCUAUGCAAAUGCUGACUGAGAGAGACAAGGAGGAAAUCUUAAACAUACCCAACUUGUAUCCAAUGCUGAAUGCCAUGCGGCAGCAUUUAGAAGAUACGAAUGUCAAGCAGAGCGUUGAAAAAAAGGAGGAUAUGGUCGUGCUCGAUAAGAAAGCACGGGAGGACGAUAUUGCAUUUGCACAUAAAAACUUAUGCGAAUGGGUUGAUAAGGUAAAGGAUCCCAAUGAUAUCGAUGACGUCAAGGGAUUCAUUGAAGAUGUUACCAAGGAACUCGACAGCCUUGUACACUUCGCAAAGUUUCGAGUCAAGACGAAAUCCAAGCCCGAUACCAUGGAUUAUGCAUUGCUCGAGUUCUGGGAGUCGGGCCUGACCGAUCUCUCUGGCUUUGACGGCCUGUGCACCAUCGACGAUGCGAGGAAGGUGAAGAUCCAGACCAUGGCCAACACGCUGAAGCUGCACGAUGGCGUCACUGAGAAGGAGUCCGCAGAUUCGGAGAAGAUGGAGGUAAUCUAUAUUUCCGAUGAGUCCGAUGCCCGUGAAGAGAAGGGAACCAAGAUCAACACGGAGGAUUCCAAGCCCCUCAGCGAGGAAGAAGAGGACUGGGGGGAAAUGGAGGAAGUAUCCGACGAUGAAGAAUGGGAGGAAUUGAGUUGA
Molecule: messenger RNA, 684 nt
Organism: Guillardia theta CCMP2712
Lineage: Eukaryota; Cryptophyceae; Pyrenomonadales; Geminigeraceae
Exons: 1
Coding region: 1-684 (227 amino acids)
Source: RefSeq, a predicted model, not a curated record